GUCACUAGAAAUAGAACUAGACUAUAGUUGUAUUUUAUAUGUUCUUCCCCGAAAAAGCCUAAACAAUUAGAUCUGCUAAUUAGGUGCAAAGCGUUUGAUUGAGCUUACAGCUAGUGCUUUGUUAAACAACACCUACUACGUCAUAAGGGUUUCAGUCUGACCACAGAGCACGAGAGCAAUGAUGUAUUAAUAUUUAUUAUAACUUAAAUUCAUGAACUGACUUGUUACAAAUAUGCUUAAUUAAACAGACUAAAAUAAGGAGUGAAGUAAUAAGGGUAAACUGCAUACAAAGUAGUAUUUGGCGUGUGCAGCUGAUAUUCCUCUUGAGGCUCUUAAAAGGUCUUCAGAAAAAUGGGUGCCCUUAACCCUGCAGAUCAACCUGUUACUAUAGCAAUGGCAGAAAUGCAUGUCUGGAUCACAACAGGGCAGAUGGGAAGAGAGGAGUCCGGCAUUUCAUCCCAUCAUUUGCAUAUUAGCUCCUUAGAGCCAAUGAGACGCGGCAAUACUCCAAAGGGACUGGCUGCGACAAUAGCCCUCCUACUCCUUCAUGCACUCGUCCACCCCCUCUCAGGGGCAAAACCCCGUAAUCCUGAAGGAAAUCGCCCCUCCGUUCAAACAAAUUCUGCUUGGAGAACUUAGUUAGUACGGCCAACUUGUGUUGAGCGUUAUGUUUGUGAGUUGUCAAUCUUUGCGUGUUUUGCUUGUAGGGGAUCAUUGUUGGAGUUGUGCAAUGAUGCUCAGCGCCCUUCAUGUCUCUUGAUUUUAGCUUGUCUUUGAAGUUUCCGUGGAAUGUAGUUAGUGCCCAGUUCACCGUUACAACUGGUGUCACUUCCAAUCUGAGCUGCAAUCUAGUAUUUGUCCUUGUUUUGGAUUUGAGUCAUUUCAUCUAGAGGUUUGGAAUAUGAAAAUGGUGGAUAUUGUAGCUCAGAAAAUGCCCUCAGAGAAUGACGUGCAUGUGGCAAGAAGCUUUCUUACGAAGAUUUUGCGAAGUUCAAUGAGAAAGAACUGCUUUAAUGGACGGAACGAACCCAUAAGCAGGCCUCACUCCUGGCAUUCCACCAAGUUCAACGAAAACCAAUCAGAGCCUGCCAAAACACAGUCUCCACCCAUGCCAGUCUGGCAGACCAGAUAUGAUCCAAGCUCAUCCUCAACUGAUCUAUCCACUAGCUGGGACCAGACAAACCUGCGAAGAGUCUCCGACCAGUUCAGCUCCCUGGGCAGCAUGGACAGCCUAGAACAUGUCUCGCACCCUUACCCCACUGGCCAGUUGUCACCCACUAAAUCCAACAACAGCAUGGAGCAUCUAGCGGGUGGGAAACGAGAUUCAGCCUACAGCUCCUUCUCCACCAGCUCUGGCACACCAGACUACACCCUCUCAAAGAGCAACGCUGCCUCCACGGAGAACGUGCUCUAUAAAGUCAGCCAGUGGGAUGCGGGAGGCAAGAACAGCAAUAGCAGGAACCCCAUGGAAGGAGUCAAACAGAAUGACAGGGGGACAUACUUUCAAACACCAGGAGCCAGCACAGGAAGGGAGGGUCCACAGACUGAGGAACCAGCUGUCUCCCGUCAUUCCAUUUCAAGCCGAACCAACUUUGGGCCUGUUUGGCAUGUCCCUGAUAAAAACAAAACUGCCUCCCCCUCUCCUCCCCCUCCUCCUCCACCCGCCCGUAGCGAUAGCUUUGCUGUGACUAAGGUACAUGAAAGGGGGCUGGCUGCUGCUCAUCCCGAAGGACCGGAUUCACACGUCCCCUACAGGGCUUCCACUGAAAAUCGCCGCAGCUACAACCUGCCUCCGAAAAACGAAAGCGACAGAUUUCACGCCUCAUCUGACAAAUCCAAAAACAACCAGUUCACCUCGAACAAGCAGUACUCCCUGUCAAACAGUGAUGCUCAUCAAGGCCAGCCCUGCCAUAAAAGACACCAUAGUGACAAAAGCACUUUUAUUCCACAUCCCUGGACCACAUCCGGAACACAGCCACAGAGUGUAGGUGGCUACUAUAGCAGCAUGCAGGAAUUGUCUACCAACGGCUAUGCACAACAGUCUGCCCAGAGCCAUAAAAGGAACUUAAGCACAUCUAUGUCUACUAUAGCCUCUGACCAGAUCGCUGAGAGCUCUGGAAACAACAGAUACUACUGUGUCAAAGCUAGCCAGCCCUCACAACCUAACCCACAACCAGAAGAGGAAGACAGGAAUAAUGUCACCGGUGUGGACCUGGCACAGACUGGAGGUGUGGGGAAGUCUGUUAGCCCACAGACAGUAACCAAAGUAACAUAUCAUCUGCCCCUGCAACACUCCUCACACUGUCAGGACAGCAAUGGAUAUAGCAAGCACCCAUUUACUAGUGUACUAGAAACCACUGUUCUUAAACCUAACGCUGAUGAUGGUGGAGGCCAGAGAGGACAGAACAACCACCAUGUAGAAGCUCAGUACUCCGGUUAUCCCCCCAGCAGACAGGCUGAUCAACGAAGGUCUCUGUCACUGCAGAAUAGAGAGUUACUGCCAGAUAUCAGACGGCAUAGCCAGGUGAGCAACAAGAUUAGCCCUCAGGCCACCCCCAUGCUUCACUCUUUGUCUGUGGACAUCGCAGGCCAAGGUGAAAAGGCAGCAUUUGUCGAGGAGUCCAUUGAAAGCAAGCAGUUAAAGCGCAGCGAUCGCUUUGCCACCACGUUGAGGAAUGAAAUUCAGAUGAGAAGAGCCAAUCUGCAGAAAAGUAAGAGCGCCGAGGGUGAAACGGAUGUCGUCACGACGUUCACCAACUCGUACAAGGACCAUGUGAAGGAAGCACAAGCAAGGGUACUAAAGGCCACCUCUUUCAGGAGGAAGGACCUGGAGCCUGUCCUACUGGAGAACCCUACCACCGAAUCCCAGCCCAGCUACCCAUCGUUAGCAGGGGCCCGUAAAGAUGUGCCCCAGUUACCAACCGUCACAGAGUCCGUUGGUAAAUCUGCUGGACCGGUGACUCGCAUUGGUGGCCGGAAGCGAUUUACUGCAGUGGAGAAAGUCAGGUCCUUCUCUGAACCAGACAAAAUUCAUGAAGUUGGGGUGAAAGAAGAACGUCCUCACAAGGUAAACCCUAAUUCCCUGCCAGACCGACAGAAAACAGAAAGUGAGAAUCCAAGAGUCCUCAGCCACAUUCAAAGCUGUACUGAGAUCCGAGCAGGAGACAUCACCAGUGCAACAACAGGCACACAGAAAGUAAUGGGAAGCAGAGAGGUCAGUGAGGGGGAACAGGGGGGUCCCUACCCAGCACGCCCAGACCAGCAGAGACUGGGCACCUUUGCUGAGUAUGAGGCCAAGUGGAACGUACAGAAGAAACCUCCAGAGACGAGAGGUUCGGGGCGCUACGGCUCAGCUGAUAAUAUCCUGGAUCCGCGAACAGAUGAGAGUAAAACUACCUGUUUUCACGCAAGAUCUAAGUCCUCUCCAUCAGCUGACAUGUACGGGCAGAAGAUCCCAAGAAAGUCUGAGACAGAACUUUCCCAGCCUGAGAGUAAACCUGCUGGAAACCUCCCCGCUGCCACAGGGUUCUCUGACAGAGGGCAGAGUGACUGUAAAGUGAGAGAAAAGCCUGUGGAGUCUGAGCAUUACUCAGUGCCACCCCCUCCGUCCAUGACAGGAGCCAACCCCAACUGCAGGCAAAGAUUUGUUUCUGCUGCUAUGAACAGACACUCAUCUGACCUCCAACAGCCUGAAGACCACAGCAACGCGGAGCCACCGUCUGGACUAAGGAGCCACCUCUGCGUCCUGGAGAAGUCACCCCCACACGAGAACCUCAGCAAUCCGCGGAGUGAAAUCAGCCAGUGCUCUCCCAACACUGACCCUAACUCCGCCUUUGUGCCCACCCACUCGGCAAAGGGAGAUUCUGAGCAGGGCAAAGGACUUGUGGACAAAGAACAAGGGGCCGUACAUCAUCUAUCAACACCCAAUCCUCAGCCUGACUCCUCUCCCCUGGCCUCCUCCUACGGACCUUCAGCGCUGGCCAGUAUGGAGGGGCAGCGUUCACCAUCGCCUCAGUUUUCUCCACAGAGACUGAGUGACAAGCCUCCAGUGUCUCUGCAGGAUGAAGACACAAACAGGACGGAGCAUGUGACAGAAAACACAAACGCUGCAGUGAAGAAAGUACCGAUCCGGAUUGUCCAUUUGGAGGGAAUCGCAGAGAAGGAGACUUGUCCGUUUUUGCAGCAGAACAACUUUGUUGGUUUUGAGGCUGAGGGUCCUGAUGUUAACCGGAUUGGUAGACUGGGAGCUACGGGGGAGAGCUCUGUGUUCUGUGCCUUCACACGGCAGAGGGAGCCCGGCAGUGCGACGGACCCCACCCCCCAGAGUGACACAUAUAUGACCACCGGCAGUGACCGUAUUAAUCCCAACAGCCAGCAGACGCCUCUGACCACAGGACUGAAUAACGAAGACCAGAAGAGAGAGGAGUUGGCCAGGGACAUCAUGGAGAAGGACAAGUCACUGGCUGAUAUUCUGGAUCAGAGCAAGGUCAAGACCACUAUGGACCUGAUGGAGGGGAUCUUCCCUCAGGAGGAGCAGCUGCUGGAAGGAGCUCACCAGCGCAGGAAGGUUCCCUCAAAGCAGGCGGUUUCCCGACCUGCCGAGGAAAGAGAAUCUGAGGACAAUAUGGCAGCUGCUGUCACCAUGGUGACCAGCUCUACAUAUUACAGCACAUCUGCUCCCAAAGCUGAGCUCCUAAAUAAGAUGAAGGAUAUGCAAGAAGAGGAGGAAGACUCUGAGGACGAGCUGGACAUUGAUCUGGCCAACAAAAAGCAAGAGCUGAUUGAUAGUCUGACCAAGAAGCUGCAAGUGUUGCGAGACGCCAGGGAGAGUCUCCAGGAGGACAUCCUGGACAACAACAGCUUGGGAGACGAGGUGGAGGCCAGAGUCCAGCAGGUGUGCAAACCCAACGAGCUGGACAAGUUCAAGAUGUUCGUGGGCGACCUUGACAAGGUGGUGAGCCUGCUUCUGUCCCUGUCGGGCCGUCUGGCCAGGGUGGAGAAUGCUCUGAACAGCCUGGAGGGAGACGCCACCCCCGAGGAGAGGCGUACGUUAAUUGAGAAAAGAAAGCUGCUGAUCCGACAGCAUGAAGACGCAAAGGAGCUGAAGGAGAACCUGGAUCGGAGGGAGCGUGUGGUUUAUGACAUACUGGCCAACUACCUGCAGGACGAGAGCCUUACAGACUACAAGCACUUUGUCAAGAUGAAGUCUGCACUCAUCAUCGAGCAGCGCAAGCUGGAGGACAAGAUCAAACUGGGCGAGGAGCAGCUCAAGUGUCUGAUGGACAGUCUGCCAAUAGAGCAGAGGCUGAUGUUUUGAAGAAGUGCACUGGGUCUGCUUAAAAUGGCUCGAACUGAUUCACCAAGACAAACGUUGCUCCGCGACACAGUUGAGGCCGGUGUCCAGUAGGGGGAGACAGAGACCAGACACUGCCGCAUGAAGCCGCUUGUGUGGAGUAUGUUUUAAAGACGUGUCAUCAUGAACGCGUCACACCUUCACGUCUCCUGACUGACCUGACCUGUGACUCAUGGUGAUGCUGCCUUUCAGCCAUCCACUGUACCUAAUGUUUUUCAUGCCAUUUUUGCUUUGUAAUCUGAUGAUGUUGUUUUUUAGUAAUUUAUUGUAGCCUUUUCAAUCUGCAAGAGGGGACAGUAUUUUAACUUCUGGUUUAAGCAGUGAUGCUACUUGUUGUAUGUUGCAUGCUGGAGUACUAGGAGUAUUUAUCGUAUGUUUUAUGUUUGAAUAAUUUCACAUUCUAAAACUCUUAGCACAUUUAAAAAUUGGCCCAUUAUUUCAGUAAACACACACCUUUGUUAACAUUUAUAUAUAAACUAGUGGCCUUUACUAAGAUUUUUGUACCGUUGCUCCCACUCAUUGAGGGAACAUUUUUUUUCUCUUACAAUAAAUCUUGUAAAGACAGGGCAACUUCAGUGAAGCAGCUCUCUGAUGUACUGGUCAUUUUAAAGAGCACUUCACAUGCAGACUUUUACUUUGAAGUGCCUGGAAGUGGAUCAUGUCACAGAAGAAGCCGUUCAGUGGUCUUCUGUUUUAUUCACAGUGAUGAUGACAUUACUAACACAUUUAAACUGACCAGGUUUCUGUAUUUAGUUUUAUUUUUCACUGUCUUGUUAUUCUCCAUAGACAAACUCCAUUCAUAGAACAUUUGUCAUUCCACUUAUGGUUAAAUUUAAAACAUCAUUCAGUUAUUUAUUCCGCAACCAAAAAUGGACCCAAAUCGCUCCACAGCAUUUUGACCAUCGUGACUGUUGGUCUUAAAUUAUAUGAAGCUCAGCUUCAGGAUGUUACUUUCGUGCUUUUAAGUCACAUCACACACGCUUCAUUGACUUAACACUUUAUCAGCUGUGCUCCUUUAUAAAAAAUAAAGAGAGCUGGAGUCACA
Molecule: messenger RNA, 6398 nt
Organism: Betta splendens (Siamese fighting fish)
Lineage: Eukaryota; Metazoa; Chordata; Actinopteri; Anabantiformes; Osphronemidae
Gene: shroom2a
Product: shroom family member 2a
Exons: 11
Coding region: 902-5317 (1471 amino acids)
Biological process (GO): actin filament organization
Cellular component (GO): apical junction complex; cortical actin cytoskeleton; apical plasma membrane
Molecular function (GO): actin filament binding
Source: RefSeq, a predicted model, not a curated record